Messenger RNA from Anisakis simplex (herring worm), 384 nucleotides. The record is from the annotation of a GenBank genome assembly. Lineage: Eukaryota; Metazoa; Nematoda; Chromadorea; Rhabditida; Anisakidae.
AUGCUCGAAGGAGCACAAAUGAAUUANUUUACUUACAGAGAGCAACAUGGAGGAUGGGCAUUUGAGUGGCCUUCAACAAAGAUGCUCGAAGGAGCACAAAUGGUAGAUUCGUUCAGAAAACUGCAUCCGAAUCCGCUGACUAAACCAGGAAAUACUUGGUCUACGGUUGAGAAGAAAACAAGUGGAGGUUGGGGAUGGACGAUUCCCGAACCACAGGAUCGGAUUGACUUCAUAUUUUACAAGGGCACUUCAUUGCAACCCAUCAAAUCAACCACAUAUCAAGGACGUGACGUCGUAUGGCCCAAACCAUAUCACUGGCAUAAUGACUAUCCAUCAGAUCAUUUUGCAGUCAUCACAACUUUUGCUCUCAUUCGAGGUUAUUAA